Molecule: messenger RNA, 354 nt
Organism: Arabis nemorensis
Lineage: Eukaryota; Viridiplantae; Streptophyta; Magnoliopsida; Brassicales; Brassicaceae
Source: the annotation of a GenBank genome assembly
AUGGACCUCAGCCCUAGCCAGUUCUUCGACUUCUACGUCACUAGGAGCAACUCCUCGGUGAGGGGCUCCUUCUACCUCACUCCCAGGGAAAGACGAGGGAUCUUCGUCAUUCCCAGCAAAUACUCGCACCGGGAUGCUAACUGGCAGAGGAAAUUUUUCUUCUUCCGGGUUUCACCGGAGACAGCGUUGUCGCUAGACGCCUUUCAAGGGUUUCAACCCGAUUCUGCUCCAAUAUCACCGCAACAUCCUCCAGGCUAUCGCUUCUCCGGAGGGGCAACACCGAUUGGGAGUCCUUCACUCCCCUUCGGAUCGAGAUGGCAUAUCGCCGGCACGCCCGGCAGCACACUGCUCUGA